Rhincodon typus (whale shark) is the source of this 1128-nucleotide messenger RNA. RefSeq names its product partitioning defective 6 homolog beta-like. The record is from RefSeq and is a predicted model, not a curated record. The transcript is spliced from 3 exons. Gene Ontology annotation, molecular function: protein kinase C binding. Gene Ontology annotation, cellular component: apical plasma membrane; cell cortex; nucleus. Gene Ontology annotation, biological process: regulation of cellular localization; establishment or maintenance of cell polarity; centrosome cycle. NCBI's taxonomy places the organism in Eukaryota, Metazoa, Chordata, Chondrichthyes, Orectolobiformes, Rhincodontidae. Bases 474 to 857 code for a protein of 127 amino acids.
CACAGCAGGCCAAGCAGCGUCAGAAGAGCAGGAAGGCUGACGUUUCGGGCCUAGACCCUUCUUCAGACAAUAGAACGAAUGGGUGUGCGCUCAAAAUAAGGCAGCGGGCUGGGUGCGCGUACACACAGGUGAAACCGAGGCUGGGUUUCCGGGGCGAGUGACGUCAUCUGGUAACGAAGUCGGAGUUUGCCGGUCGUUAGGAGGGAGCGCGAGGCUGAGCUGCGGGUGGGCGGAGGAGGAGCUGGGCACGCGCAGCCGCUAGUAACCGGCUGGAGCCCGAACAGCAGCGGUGGCUGGAGGCGGAGGAACCAGUGUUAGAACGAGUUUGGUGAGGGUCUGAGAUUGGUCCCGGACCUUUCACAUACCUUACCCCUACCAACUUGCUCAUUACAUCCGGGCCGAUUCAAAUCGCUGCCCUUGGAAGGUCGGGCGAGCAGCUGGCACCAAAACGGCCAACAAACGUUCUUCCGAAAAUGAUCAAGACUCAUCACCGGACGCCGUCCAGAAGCCUGGAGACUGUGGAGGUGAAGAGCAAGUUUGGAGCUGAAUUUCGACGCUUUUCCUUGGAUCGAUCCAAACCUGGAAAAUUUGAAGAGUUUUAUGGAUUAUUGCAGCAUGUCCACAGAAUUCCAAACGUUGAUGUUUUAGUGGGUUACGCUGACAUUCAUGGGGAUUUGUUACCGAUAAAUAAUGACGACAACUAUCUGAAGGCAAUUAAGACAGCAAACCCACUUCUCAGGGUUUUUCUACAAAGAACAGGCAUUGGAGGAACAAAUAACGCAGAACCAUUCUGGAGUUUAGGGAAAAGGAUGUACUACAGAUUCACUGGUAGCUGUAGAAAUGUGACAGAGAAAUGAGUCAGCAAGCAAGGAACAUGUUUAAGUUCUAUAAAUGCUGUUUAGCUCAGCAAAGCACGUGACUAACUAUUGACAUGAAACACUAAGUUCAGAAAAAACAGAUCAGGGAAUCUUAGUGGCAGAAGAUACUUGAAAAAUCUCUCCAGAAUCAAUGUUCAGAAUGCAACAGCAAAUGAGCAUAUUACUAUAGAGGAGAAAUGUACAACAUGAGACCUGUUUGGAACAGCAGUCAUUAAAAGUACAGUUCAUUGCUGCACAGAUACCAAGAAAA